Messenger RNA from Gossypium raimondii (Peruvian cotton), 2001 nucleotides. RefSeq names its product asparagine--tRNA ligase, cytoplasmic 1. The coding region runs from base 60 to 1769 and encodes 569 amino acids. Lineage: Eukaryota; Viridiplantae; Streptophyta; Magnoliopsida; Malvales; Malvaceae. Gene Ontology annotation, biological process: asparaginyl-tRNA aminoacylation. The transcript has 6 exons. Gene Ontology annotation, molecular function: nucleic acid binding; ATP binding; asparagine-tRNA ligase activity. The record is from RefSeq and is a predicted model, not a curated record. Gene Ontology annotation, cellular component: mitochondrion.
UUAAGUUUCUCUAAGGCCUUCAUUUUCCCCGUUCAUUUCUGUCACGCUCAAAAAAUCCAAUGGCGGAAACAGAUCAGGCGCUGCCGCCGUCGGACCAACUCGCCGCGAUGAACUUGACCGACACCGUUGAGAAACACGCAUUUUCUGACCGUGUCCUGAUCCGUUCCAUCGUGGGCCGGCCAGAUGGCGGGGCUGGCCUUGCUGGGCAACGAGUCCGGGCCGGUGGUUGGGUAAAGACAGGGAGAGAGCAAGGGAAAGGAACUUUCGCCUUCUUGGAAUUGAAUGAUGGGUCGUGCCCGGCGAACUUGCAGGUGAUUGUGGACGCCGGACUGGCUGUUCUGAGCAAGCUGGUGGCGACCGGCACCUGCGUGGUGGUGGAUGGGAUAUUGAAGGUGCCACCUGAAGGCACGAGGCAGAAGAUUGAGCUUCGGGUCGAAAAAGUGGUUUCUGUAGGCGAGGUGGAUCCUGCUAAGUACCCGAUUCCAAAAACGAAGCUCACGCUUGAAUUUUUGAGAGAUCAUCUUCAUCUUCGAGCUAGGACCAACACGAUUGCAGCCAUAGCUCGAAUUAGGAACGCACUUGCCUUUGCUACGCAUUCAUUCUUCCAAGAGCAUAAUUUCCUUUAUGUGCACACUCCAAUUUUAACUACUAGUGAUUGUGAGGGUGCUGGUGAGAUGUUUCAAGUCACAACUUUGAUUAGUGAAUCUGAAAAGCUGGAGAAGGAACUGAUUAAAAACCCUCCUCCAUCGGAGGUUGACAUAGAAGCAGCUAGGCAAGUUGUGAGCGAGAGAGGAGAGGCUGUUAAACAGCUUAAAGCUGCCAAAGCAAGCAAAUCGGAAAUCACUGCUUCUGUGGCUGAACUUAACAAAGCAAAGGAGAAUCUCUCUAAGCUGGAGGAGAGAUCUAAAUUGAAAUCUGGGAUUCCCAAGAAGGACGGGAAGAUCGACUACACUCAAGACUUCUUUGCCCGCCAAGCUUUUUUGACAGUUUCUGGGCAACUGCAGGUUGAAACAUAUGCUUGUGCUGUUAGUAACGUAUAUACAUUUGGGCCAACUUUUCGGGCUGAACACUCUCACACUUCAAGGCAUUUGGCAGAAUUUUGGAUGGUAGAGCCUGAAAUAGCAUUUGCAGAUCUUCAGGAUGACAUGAACUGUGCCGAGGCUUAUGUGAAGUAUAUGUGCAAUUGGUUGCUUGAUAAAUGCCUUGACGAUAUGCAAUUCAUGGCUAAAAGUUAUGAUAAAGGUUGCAUUGAUCGGUUGAGAAUGGUUGCUUCAAUUCCCUUUGUACGGAUAUCAUACACAGAAGCAGUGGAGCUUUUAGAGGAAGCUGUGAAAGGUGGUAAGAAAUUUGAGAAUGAAGUGAAGUGGGGGAUUGAUUUGGCUUCUGAGCAUGAAAGAUACUUGACUGAAGUUAAAUUUCAGAAGCCCGUUAUUGUUUAUAACUACCCAAAGGGAAUAAAAGCAUUCUACAUGAGGCUCAAUGAUGACUUGAAGACUGUUGCUGCUAUGGAUGUCCUUGUGCCCAAGGUUGGAGAACUAAUCGGGGGAAGCCAAAGGGAAGAACGUUAUGAGGUCAUUCGGGAAAGAAUUUUGGAGGUGGGGUUGCCUCUUGAGCCAUAUGAGUGGUAUCUUGACCUGCGGCGAUACGGAACUGUUAAACAUUGUGGAUUCGGGCUAGGCUUUGAACGAAUGAUUCUCUUUGCCACUGGCAUCGAGAACAUUAGAGAUGUUAUUCCCUUCCCAAGAUAUCCAGGAAGAGCUGAUCUGUGAUUGGAUUUUUCUAAGAUGACCUGAGAAAGUGGUCUUGAUUUUCAGUUUAAUACUCCUGGGUUUUAGUAAUUUUUGCGCAUUGGCAAUCAUAUUACGUACCUUGAAAAGAAUUGUAAAAGUAAAACUGUUUCUUCAUUUUUGUUCUUUCUCUGUUCAUCCUUAACAGCACAUGUUUGUUAUAUAUGGAUGUUAGUGUUAUCAUCUAAUGCAAUAAUAUGUCUUCUUUACCUCA